CUCCCUUAACAACACCUUCAACAACAUCUCUCUCACUAUUAUCAACCCAUUUUUCAAAGCGAAAUGUUCUUCAGUAACCCUUCUUUGUUGUUUAUUGCAGCAGUCAGCAUCGCCACCUCUGGCUUAGUGCUUGGAUCACCCGUCCCAUCUCCUGACGCUAUCAUCAGUGGCCCUAAAUCUUACGAGGCAGCUACCGGUAACAACAUCGCAGCCGGAUACCAGGCUCCCCCUCCUGAAGUGCACGUCGUUCCGCGUACUUCGAAGAACGGGGCCACCAACACGGGAAGCCACAACUCCGGAAAAGACGGAAAAGGUUCUAACACUAAGGACAAUACGGGAGGAAAGGCGAAUACUUGCGACAAAUCCUCAACAGAGUAGCAAGCUAAGAAGAGGGAGUUUCAGAAGCGUCUUCAAGAUAUAAAGAGAAUGUAUUAGAAAUGAAAGUACAGGGUACGGUCAACUCGAAUACUGGCAUUGCUAGGCAAGA
This is a messenger RNA of Aplosporella prunicola CBS 121167, 487 nucleotides long. RefSeq lists its product as uncharacterized. NCBI's taxonomy places the organism in Eukaryota, Fungi, Ascomycota, Dothideomycetes, Botryosphaeriales, Aplosporellaceae. The record is from RefSeq and is a predicted model, not a curated record. Bases 64 to 378 code for a protein of 104 amino acids. The transcript is spliced from 2 exons.